Messenger RNA from Myxocyprinus asiaticus (Chinese sucker), 978 nucleotides. Its product is annotated as retinoid-binding protein 7-like. The record is from RefSeq and is a predicted model, not a curated record. The transcript is spliced from 4 exons. The coding region runs from base 84 to 491 and encodes 135 amino acids. Gene Ontology annotation, molecular function: fatty acid binding. Gene Ontology annotation, cellular component: nucleus; cytosol. Lineage: Eukaryota; Metazoa; Chordata; Actinopteri; Cypriniformes; Catostomidae. Gene Ontology annotation, biological process: fatty acid transport.
CUUUCUGUCUUUCAUACCUUGCACCUUGCUUUCUUCACAUCACAACAGGAUUUUAAUUUUAAUUUUUUCAGACAGUUUAUAAAAUGCCUGUCAGCCUCUGUGGUACAUGGGAUAUGGUCAGCAAUGUCAACUUUGAGGGAUACAUGAUUGCUUUAGGGAUCAGCCUGUACACCCGUAAAAUCGCCCUGAAGUUAAAACAUCGUAAAGUGAUGGAACAGGUGGGAGAUCGCUUUGUGAUCAAGACACUCAGUACGGUCAGAAACUACACUCUUUCCUUUAGAGUGAAUGAAGAGUUUCAAGAGUUCACCAAGGGACUGGAUGACAGACACUGCAAGUCCCUGGUGAAUUGGGAGGCGAACAGGAUGGUGUGCGUUCAAAAGGGUGAGAAAAAGAACAGAGGAUGGGCGCACUGGAUUGAGGAUGAUAAACUUAAUUUGGAGUUGUACUGUGAAGAUCAAGUCUGCAAGCAAGUUUUCAAACGGGUUGUCUGAGGCCCUGUGGUGGAGUUUACAACUUGAAAAGACACACUGAUGUAAACAAAGUAGUUUACACUUCUAAUUCAGAGGAACAUGGGGCGAGAGGAAGGACCAAGUGUUCCAGCCUAUGUCCCAAAACCCAGAUUUAACAAUUACAACCAGCGAGGCACAGAUGCUUGCAGACGGAACCUGGAUUGUUGAAAGUCUAGGACAGGAGUUAAGGUGCCACUAGAGGGCGACAUAAGACCAUUUACAAACAAACACUGUUCAGACUGGUCAACAGUUCGUUGGAAAACAUUUUGUCAAUAGUUGUGUUCCAUUACCUGAUCACAAGACAAGAGCCACAUUCACAAAGAUGGAGCAAUGUGCCAAGUAUAACCUAAUGGCCCUUAGCCAUAGGCCUACUGUUGUUACACUUUAUUUCUGAUGUAAAUAAAUCCACAGUUAUUUUUUCACCAGAAUAUGACGCAUUCCAAACAAAUUUUAUUUAGACUAUUUUGUA